AUGAACUCUCUCCUCGCCUUCGCUGUGCUCUUUGCUUGGGGCUUGUCCCCAGCUUGCGGGAGCCUCUGGGAGCUGGCCAAGAUGAUCACGAAGGUGACGGGGAAAAACGCCUUGCUGCAUUACUCCUUCUACGGCUGCUACUGCGGCUUGGGGGGCAAAGGGAAGCCCAAGGACGCCACAGACAGAUGCUGCCAGCUGCAUGAUACCUGCUACAACAACCUCCUGAGCUACCGCUGCAAUGCCAAGAUGCAGGUCUACCACUACGACUGGCACAGCAGCAGCCCCUCCUGCAGUAAGUCCUGGUGCGCCCAGCUCUCCUGCGAGUGCGACCACAGCCUGGCGCUUUGCCUGAAGCGAAGCAUCGGGAGCUACAGCAAACGCUACCGCUUCUACCCCAAGUGCUGGUGCCGGUGA
Messenger RNA from Pygoscelis adeliae (Adelie penguin), 414 nucleotides. Its product is annotated as basic phospholipase A2 homolog. Lineage: Eukaryota; Metazoa; Chordata; Aves; Sphenisciformes; Spheniscidae. The record is from RefSeq and is a predicted model, not a curated record. Bases 1 to 414 code for a protein of 137 amino acids. The transcript is spliced from 4 exons. Gene Ontology annotation, biological process: negative regulation of T cell proliferation; lipid catabolic process; arachidonate secretion. Gene Ontology annotation, molecular function: calcium ion binding; phospholipid binding.